GAGCUCCGGCCGCCCCCGCCCCGCCGCCGAGGCUGCCGCCGUCGCUAUGGAGUAGCCGCGACAGGACGGGGCCCGAACGAGAGACGGAGCCGGCGUGACAGGCGGCCCGCCGAGCCCUCAGGGCGACGGGCAGCCGGGCGCUGCGCCGGCAGCUUCCCUCGGGCUCAGGAUAAGCCAUUGGUGCAAAUUGAAACCAUGGAGUCCAUGCUGAAUAAGCUGAAGAGCACUGUCACAAAGGUGACAGCUGAUGUCACCAGUGCAGUCAUGGGAAAUCCCGUUACCAGGGAAUUCGAUGUCGGGCGACAUAUUGCCAGUGGAGGUAAUGGUCUUGCGUGGAAGAUAUUUAAUGGAACUAAAAAAUCAACAAAGCAGGAAGUGGCUGUUUUUGUCUUUGAUAAGAAGCUAAUAGACAAGUACCAAAAAUUUGAAAAAGAUCAGAUUAUUGAUUCCUUAAAACGAGGUGUUCAACAGCUAACUAGGCUUCGACACCCUAGACUACUUACUGUUCAACAUCCAUUAGAAGAAUCCAGGGAUUGCUUGGCAUUUUGUACAGAACCAGUCUGUGCAAGUUUAGCUAAUGUUCUUGGCAGCUGGGACAACCUACCUUCUCCUUUACCAUCAGACAUUAAAGAAUACAAACUUUAUGACGUGGAGACCAAAUAUGGUUUGCUUCAGGUUUCUGAAGGUUUGUCGUUUUUGCAUAGCAGUGUCAAAAUGGUCCAUGGAAACAUUACUCCUGAAAAUAUAAUUUUGAAUAAGAGUGGAGCAUGGAAAAUUAUGGGAUUUGAUUUUUGUAUCCAAUCAACAAAUCCAUCUGAACAGGAGCCGAAGUUCCCUUGUAAGGAAUGGGAUCCAAACUUGCCAUCCUUAUGUCUUCCAAAUCCUGAGUAUCUGGCACCAGAAUAUAUUCUCUCUGUGAGCUGUGAGACAGCCAGUGAUAUGUACUCUCUGGGAGCUGUUAUGUAUGCAGUGUUCAAUAAAGGGAAACCAAUUUUUGAGGUCAACAAGCAAGAUAUUUAUAAAAGCUUUAGUAGACAGCUGGACCAGCUGAGCCGUUUAAGCUCCAGUACUCUUCAGAACAUACCCGAGGAGGUGCGUGAGCAUGUAAAGCUACUCCUAAACGUAGCUCCGGCAGUCAGACCAGAUGCAGAUCAAAUGACUAAGAUACCAUUCUUUGAUGAUGUAGGAGCAAUGACGCUUCAGUAUUUUGAUUCAUUAUUUCAAAGGGAUAACCUGCAGAAAUCACAGUUUUUUAAAGGACUACCAAAAGUUCUGCCAAAACUACCUAAGCGUGUUAUAAUUCAGCGAAUUUUGCCUUGCUUGACUUCCGAAUUUGUGAAUCCUGAUAUGGUACCCUUUGUCUUGCCUAAUGUUCUCUUAAUUGCUGAGGAGUGCACCAAAGAAGAAUAUAUAAAGCUCAUUCUACCUGAUCUUGGUCCUGUUUUUAAGCAGCAAGAACCAAUCCAGAUAUUGUUAAUCUUCCUGCAAAAAAUGGACUUGCUUCUGACCAAAACUCCACCAGAUGAAAUAAAGAACAGCGUUCUACCGAUGGUUUAUAGAGCCUUGGAAGCACCUUCAAUUCAGAUACAGGAGCUUUGCCUAAACAUAAUUCCCACGUUUGCCAAUUUAAUAGAUUACCCAUCAAUGAAAAACUCAUUAAUUCCAAGAAUUAAAAAUGCAUGUUUGCAAACUUCUUCUCUUGCUGUCCGGGUAAACUCAUUAGUGUGCUUGGGCAAGAUUUUGGAGUACUUGGAUAAAUGGUUUGUGCUUGACGAUAUUUUACCUUUUCUACAACAAAUUCCAUCAAAGGAACCUGCGGUGCUCAUGGGAAUUUUAGGUAUUUACAAAUGUACAUUUACUCACAAGAAGUUGGGAAUUACCAAAGAACAGCUUGCAGGAAAAGUAUUGCCCCAUCUGAUUCCUCUUAGCAUUGAGAACAAUCUUAAUCUCAAUCAGUUCAAUUCUUUUAUUUGUGUUAUAAGAGAUAUGCUCAAUAGAUUGGAAGCAGAGCAUAAAACGAAACUUGAGCAACUUCAUGUCAUGCAAGAGCAACAGAAAUCCUUGGACAUAGCCAACCAAAUGGCUGGGUCUGAAGAGGCAAGAUCUAGUGGUACAGGCAAUCAGAUUGACAAGGUAUUUAAUAAUGGAACUGACCUUCUAACUAGUGGAUCUGAUAGUAAAGAGAAUGAGAUGUCUUCUAUUCAGAGAAAGGCCUCACUUACACUGGAAGAGAAGCAAAAGCUAGCUAAAGAACAAGAGCAGGCGCAGAAACUGAAAAGCCAGCAGCCUCUUAAGCCCCAAGCAACUACAGUAACACCUCCAGUGAAGCAGACAAAAGAUUUGACAGAUACCUUGAUAGAUAAUAUGUCAUCUUUGACCAGCUGUCCUAUCAACCAAGCUCAAGUUGCAUCUUCAAACAGCUUCUCUUCCAUUCCUUCAAUGGGUGUUGGAAUGGGAUUUUCAUCACCCAUUGACAGCACAAAGAGAAAUAUGACAAACGGACUAAAUACAAAUAUGGGGUUUCAGACUGCUGGAUUCACUAUGGGAGCAGGUCUUGCUACUCAGAAUUUCUUCAGCGGUCCAGGUGCAACAGGAGCAACCAAGAUGAACAUUGUACCACCUGCCAAUAUGCCAAAUUACAGUCCUAUGAAUGCUGCAUCUGCAAUCUCUCCACUGACACAACAAAACAGACCCCCAGACAUGUCUGCUUUAGAUAAUCUUUUUGGUCCUCAAAAACCCAAAGUUAGCAUGAAGCAGUUGGCUCAACAGAAAUCAAGCCAGUGGGUUAAUCAGUUUGUGCCACCGCCAGGGUCCCCGAAUGCAAGCAAUGCAGCCUUGGGACCUCAGAUGAACAUGAUAGCACAGCCAGGCUUUGGGAUACAGGGUAAUCCUUUCUUUUCUCCUCAGAACUUCGCACAACCAGCAAACACAAUGACAAACAGCAGCUCAGCUAGCAAUGACUUAAAAGAUCUUUUUGGGUAAAAUGUUUCUUCUUCUUUCAAAGAUUGAUAAAAUUUGGAUCAUGGGUAAGCUGAUUCACAUCUUGUUUUGGUUAAUAAAAGCAUGACUUGGGGAAACUUUCAACCCAGCAAAGUAAAGACUUUUGGACAGGAAAAAAGGCUGAUGUUUCAUUCACCUGGUACUGGAAUUGUGUAAGUGCAAAGUCAUCUUACAUGCUAAAGAUUUCCUGUCUCUUUACCAACAUGAGAGUGCUGAAGGUAGGAUGCGUAUAUUCAACUGUAAAAGAAGAAGUAUAUAGAAACUAUUCAGUGGUGAACUCAGUCAACUCCUAUGAAAUUUCCUACAAAAUUUUGUUUCUUAAAUUCAGCAAAAAUGCUUAGGGGAUAAUGACACUAUUGGAUGCAAACCUGGAGAAUUGCUCAUGUUGCCUGGAUUUGUCACAAGCUGUCAUUUUGUCCUACGACAGUUUGCAAAAAGAAAAUUCUUACACUGCCCCAGAAAUUUGGAUAGCCAAUACAGAGAAAACUCUAGCCAAUAGCUAUGGGUGAGACUAAGAAGGGAGCAUAUUUUGACUUUCUUCUCUCAUGUUAGCUGAUGUAAAGAAUGCAGUAGUAAACUAUAACAGGAUUCAUCAGGUGUAAGAAGUUACUCUAAAAUUUGGUUUAAGUUUGGGACAGAGUAAGAACACUGCUUCAAAGGUCAUGCUGGUUAACAGUCUCUUACAUAACGCCAGAUCCUUGUUACAAGCCCCAUAGCAAAAGCAACAUACCACUUAAGCAGAAUUUUAAAAUACAUGUGGUGAUUUCAUCACAUUUACUAUAUAUUCCAUUGUUUUGGCUAAUAUAAUACUGCUUCUAAGUCAUGUAAAAAAAAAAAUUGUAGCUACGAAACCUCACAAAAUGAAUGUAAAUGUAAAAUUCAUGUUGACUGCCCCACCUGUGUAACUAAAUGCACUUUAUAUAGUUACACAGAAAUAUCUUGAAUUAAUUAAUAAUUUUUGGUUCAAUUGAGACGAUGAAAAAGGAUCGCCUUAUACAAUUUGCACAGGGUUGUGUGAAAAAGCAGACUGCCAUAAAUUGCCUUGACUAGGAUGAACUGUUUAAUUUUGGUUUAAAUCAAGUCCUUAUGAAGGAUAGAUUGACAUGAAGUGAUUUCUCAAAUAUAGACUUGUAAGCUCUAAAGUGUAUGAUAAAUACACAGGUAUUUCAGAUCCUUUUUAUUGUAUUACUCUAAAUUCAAUAAAGGUCUCCAGAAAUCCAAAUAGUAGUUUCUUCUACUUCCAGAAGGUGUAUGUUCAGCUUGCUCA
Messenger RNA from Poecile atricapillus (Black-capped chickadee), 4267 nucleotides. Its product is annotated as SCY1-like protein 2. Gene Ontology annotation, biological process: protein phosphorylation. NCBI's taxonomy places the organism in Eukaryota, Metazoa, Chordata, Aves, Passeriformes, Paridae. Gene Ontology annotation, molecular function: ATP binding; protein kinase activity. The record is from RefSeq and is a predicted model, not a curated record. The transcript is spliced from 18 exons. Bases 196 to 2982 code for a protein of 928 amino acids.